ACACGAGAAUGCGUUUUUGCUCGCCACUACUUGACCACUAAGAGGCAUUCUCACAAGCCGUUUAGAAGUGAAUGGACUUAGACCGCCAAAAGAAAGAUGUCGCUGAAUCCACAAUACGAGGACAUUGGAAAGGGAUUUGUGCAGCAGUACUAUGCGAUAUUUGAUGACCCGGCGAAUCGAGCAAACGUGGUUAACUUCUACAGCGCAACCGACUCCUUCAUGACCUUUGAAGGCCACCAAAUCCAGGGCGCACCAAAAAUUCUGGAAAAAGUUCAGAGCUUAAGUUUUCAAAAAAUUACACGUGUGAUAACCACAGUUGACUCGCAGCCCACAUUCGAUGGCGGAGUUCUAAUUAAUGUCCUCGGAAGACUACAGUGCGAUGAUGAUCCCCCACAUGCCUACUCGCAGAUCUUCGUCCUAAAGGCCAACGCCGGCACCUUCUUUGUGGCGCACGACAUCUUCCGUUUAAACAUCCACAACUCUGCCUAAGAGAGCCCUCCUCUUCGCAGAACUUACAUCUAAAACAUAUGUAACCACACCACUCAGCAAAACACACUCGACAUACAAAGAUGCGCUUGACGACAAACAGCUGGCUAUGGAACUCAACAAAGUAUAACUUUCGCCGGCUUGUUCUCACGUUUAGAAACAACUGAAAAAUGAAAAAACAGAAUAAAAAAUUAAAAGCUAACUACUAUUACAAUGUAA
This is a messenger RNA of Drosophila ficusphila, 705 nucleotides long. RefSeq names its product probable nuclear transport factor 2. The record is from RefSeq and is a predicted model, not a curated record. The transcript has 2 exons. Bases 97 to 489 code for a protein of 130 amino acids. NCBI's taxonomy places the organism in Eukaryota, Metazoa, Arthropoda, Insecta, Diptera, Drosophilidae. Gene Ontology annotation, cellular component: nuclear pore central transport channel. Gene Ontology annotation, biological process: protein import into nucleus.